Messenger RNA from Pieris napi, 1333 nucleotides. Its product is annotated as transcription initiation factor TFIID subunit 10-like. Gene Ontology annotation, cellular component: nucleus; SAGA complex; transcription factor TFIID complex. Gene Ontology annotation, molecular function: RNA polymerase II general transcription initiation factor activity; promoter-specific chromatin binding. Bases 138 to 521 code for a protein of 127 amino acids. Gene Ontology annotation, biological process: transcription initiation at RNA polymerase II promoter. The record is from RefSeq and is a predicted model, not a curated record. NCBI's taxonomy places the organism in Eukaryota, Metazoa, Arthropoda, Insecta, Lepidoptera, Pieridae. The transcript has 3 exons.
UUCACGGUGAUGUGUUCUGUAAUGCAUAUUCGUAACACUCUAAAAAAAUAUCUGUGGGUUUGUUUACAGUUUCAUCUGUAAAGCAUUAUAUAUUCUAUAUCUAUUGUCAAUUUUUUAUUCUUUGUACGAAGAAAGGCAUGCAAAUGAGUCGUAUGAACUCUCCAUCUGUUGGUGACGACGAUGGGGGCGUCGGUCACGCGUUGAGUGACUUUCUCCUGCAACUUGAAAACUACACACCUUCAGUUCCCGACUCUGUUGUUGCUUAUUACUUGAAUAUGUCUGGCUUCGAAUCGCAAGAUCCAAGGCUUAUCCGCCUCAUAGCGUUAGCGGCACAGAAAUUUCUCUCCGAUAUUGCAAAUGAUGCUCUUCAGCACUGCAAAAUGAGGACCUCAAGCCAAAUGUCAAUGAGCAAAAAUCAAAAAGGACCAAAAGAAAAGAAAUAUGUAAUGACAAUGGAAGACUUAGUGCCAGCAUUACAAGAAUAUGGAAUCAUUGCAAAGAAACCACACUAUUUUGUGUGAUUUUUAUGUGGGACGAACUUUGAUCUCAAAUUGUGUAUUUUUUGUAAGUGAAAAAUUAUAAAUUUAAUAUUUAUAAAACUGUUGAGUAAAGGUUUUGCUGCUAAAUCUGGUGUACAACUAUCACUAGUAUAAUAUACAACUUAAAUUUCUCCAGUUAUACCAAGUUGGAAGCUAGCUUAUAUAUUAACAUAUUACGAUUCUAUCUACAGGUUAUUUGAAUACAAAAAUUAAUAUGGUUAUCACUGACCACCUUGUCAUAUAAUUGGCCUGUUUUGGUAAUAAAUAGCAAAUAGUUUAUCAAGUUGGUAUUGACUAGUUCAAAAAGUAAGAUACAGGACUGAGUCGUGCGAAUUAUCACUCCUAUAAAUCAAAAUCGUUUAAGACUUGGUGCUAAAUCUAGACUCUGAAUCUUACUCUGAGACUAGGACCCCAGUUGUUCAUCUGAUUUAGUGCUAGUUUGCUUAUAUAUAAACUUAAUACAUGUACACAUCUGUAGACUAGAAAAAUAUAUCAUUAAAUAUAGGUGAAUUUUUUAGUUUUAAAUUAAUUAGCUCUUCCCUUUUUCUAGUCUCAGAUUCGAACCCAGGACAACAAAGGAAUGAGCUAUCAAGGUGUGAUAUUCAAAUGUAUUUAAGACUGGAUACAAUGGGGGAAUUAAAAUGAUUGCCCUACAGAUUUUGUAUUUUAAUUGAUAAAUUAUGUUAUUAGAGAUUUAAGGUAAUUAAAUAAAAGAAUUGAUUUAUAAAUUUGUAUUUUUUUACUAUCACUAACAAAAGUUAUUCGAUAUUAAAAUUCAUGUUGGCUAUAUUAAA